GCGGAGACGACGGCGACGGCGAGGGUGUGCGAGCCCAAGUGAGACCAGACCGACGCUCAAAUAAAGGACACAUUUGGCAACGAGGACAAGUUUGGACACUUUACUCCUCUCACUUUAUCCCUCACCCCUUCGAUCAGCGGAGAGAGGAGCGGUGAGGUCACGCUUUUGCCCAACAGUGCCCGGCUUCCGCCCUCUUGAGGGAUUGCGAUGCCCUCUGACUUUGUCGCGCUUUUCAGCGAGGAGCUCGAUCUCAAUUCACCCGGAUCCCUUUUCUCCCAAGAAUUCACUCAAACCUGUUGGGCAAGUUGAAGUAGAGACAAGGUUCCAAAACCAUAGUGAAUGAGUCACGGGAGAGAGCGAGAGAAUUAGUGUACGACCACCUUCCCGGAGAGCUGCACUUUUGUUCCAAAAUCCAGUAGAACCCAUUAACUAUGAGCCAAACCAGCGGUGGAGAGGCCGGACCCCCUUCAGCUGCUUUAGCUUCAGAUGGCAUGUCCUGCUCUAUGACCAUGGAUGGCCCCCGCAGUGCUUUUCCCACCUCUUCCAGCUCCACCAAACAUUGCAAUUCUUCAGCCAGUGACCAUGUUCAGAGUGGCAGUCUCGACCCAGAGGACAUCCGAACUUGCCGAGCCGUACCAGAGAGCUUUGGUGCCGAAGGUGGGAGUGCCAACGGCAAUGGCGGUGCUCAUUGCCUGGCCACCAAUGAGGUUGGAGGAGGGUUAGGUGUGCUAUCCCAGGAGGAUCAGCCCCAUCAGCACAUGAUGCCCCCCAAGCGUCGCACCGAACUGAACAUCUCACCGCCUCCCCAAGACCUACUUAGCGACAGUCAUAUGUCCUGUCAAGCAGAAACCUCAUUGGAUUCAGAACACAGCAACAGCAUCUGGAUGGAGGACUCCCUCUCCAACUUCAGUAACAUGAGUACAAACUCUUACAAUGACAACACAGAGGUGCCACGAAAGUCACGCAAACGCACCCCACGACAAAGGCCGGGGCCCAAGUCUUUGCUUACCAAUGAAGCCAGCAUGGAUGUUUUCGAUGCGGACAGCGCCAAAGGCCCACACUAUGUCUUCUCCCAGCUCGGCUCGGACAGCAAGACUGGACAAAAAGGAAGUCCACAAGAAAAAACUCCGGCGCCUCACCUAAAAGGAGUUCUGUCCAUGCAAUAUCCAUCUAAGAGUGAACAAAAGGAGCUGAAGAUCCUUGUUCAGCCUGAGCCUCAGCACCGGGCUCGCUACCUGACGGAGGGCAGCCGAGGGUCCGUCAAGGACCGCACUCAGCAGAGCUUCCCGACCGUCAAACUGGAGGGUGUCAAUGAGCCAGUCAUUUUGCAAGUUUUUGUCGGAAUCGAUACUGAGCGGGUGAGGCCCCACGGAUUUUACCAAGCUUGCAGAGUGACCGGCCGCAACACCACAGCCUGCAAAGAGGUGGAUAUUGGGGGCACAACUGUCAUUGAAGUCCCCUUGGACCCAAGCACCAAUAUGACCUUAGCUGUGGACUGCGUUGGAAUCUUGAAGCUCCGAAAUGCCGAUGUGGAGGCUCGCAUCGGUGUGGCGGGGUCAAAAAAGAAGAGCACACGUGCCAGGCUCGUGUUUCGGGUCAACAUCCCACGUCCAGACGGUUCAGUGCUCACACUCCAAACGUUGUCGUCUUCCAUCCUUUGCACUCAGCCGGCAGGGGUUCCGGAGAUUCUGAAAAAAUCAUUGCACAGUUGCUCAGUGAGGGGAGGAGAAGAGCUCUUCAUCAUUGGCAAGAAUUUUCUCAAAGACGCCAAAGUCGUUUUUCAAGAAAAUGUCGCUGAUGAAACAUCUUGGAAGACGGAGGCAGAAAUUGACAUGGAAUUGUUUCACCAGAAUCAUUUGAUCGUGAAGGUUCCACCUUACCAGAACCAGAGCAUCACCUCACCAGUGUGUGUGGCUAUCUAUGUGGUCACCAUUGCUGGCAGAUCCCAUGAUGUUCAACCUUUUACAUACAAUCCAGAUUCAGAGAACACUGAAGUUUUUGUGAAGAAAGAGACGUCAUCUCCAGUGAAGACAUGUCCCUUUGACGAUCAAAUUCUGAUGCCUCGUAUGGUGCCUCAAGUGAAGAAAGAAGAAGUCACUCCAAUGGAGGUUACCAACAACCUCCAACCCUCUGCUGUGUUCAAGUCGCCACCUGACCUUGGUCCAGCUCAGCAGAACCCAGACAUGUCUACAGGUCAUCUAAAUAACAUAGAUUUUUCCAACACAUUGCCACAAUCCUUGGGCGACCCCGACAAGGGCCAGGCACCAGAUUUUACCAACACAGAGGCCUUAACUACAAUCCAGCCCAUGGUGGGUCUUGGGCAGGGUCAAGUCAGCAGCUCCGGGUCUACGGUGCGACCUUGUGGUGAUCCCGGAGCUCAACAGCAGCAGCUGCCCAUGUUCCCUUCUGGCGAAGUGAACCAGUUUGAUGAGGCGGUUAGACAAAAGCCCGAAGCGUUUGGUAAUGUGCCACUUCAGACGGAUAACUCAAUGACCAGCCAGCAGCACCAUUUGCAGCACCAACAGAUCCAAAACCGGCAACUUCAGCAGCAACAGCAGCAAAUUCAUCAACAACAACAGCAGCAACUUCAGCAGCAACAGCAUCAAAUUCAUCAACAACAACAGCAGCAACAACAACUGCAGCAGCAACAGCAGCAGCAGGUGCUGGAGAAUCUUCAACAGCAAAUAUACCAAUCGCAGUGUGUGAAUGUGGAGCAACAGGGAUCCUCACAAUGUGCUCUGCCAAACCAGGGCUCACUUUUCCAACAGGCUCAGCAGCAGCAGCAGCAGCAACAGCAACAGCAGCAGCAGCAACAACAAACAACUCUCUUUCAGCCGAGCACCGAUUUGCUCUCUAUUCAGACCAACUUCCUGCAGCAGACACCCUCACACCCCUCACCGCCAGCGUUCCACAACGCCGGCCCUCUGGCUGAAGCGCACGAUCCCCAGGGAGCUCUGUUUCAUAGCCAGGGUGCCUCUCACACUCCAGAACCGGUGCAGGUCGUGCUCUUCCAAAACCCCAUGACAGUUCUACCCUCUCCGGACCAGCAACCUUCAACGCCUAGUCUUUUCCUCCCCCAGACAUCUCUUUCAGGUCAGCUGACAAGCAAUAGUAGUAACCAACAGCAGCAAAUGGCCUUUCUCAGUGCUCUCCAAACACCUGCCCCCGAACAACAAGCGGUGUUUCAGCCUCAGGCUCAGACUCAGCUCUCUCCCAUUCAGCAAGGCGCACCAAUGGAGCAACAGCAGCCUCCCCAGCCUCAACCCCUCUCUCAGGCAAGUCAGCAGCAAUGUUUGUUCCAGAACAUCUCUCAGCAUCCACCUGCAAACACGCUGUCUUCAGCUCAACAGCAGCCAGCCGGACACCUGUUCUGUAACAACCCCCUGCCUACCGCAGACCCGACAUCCAACAUUCUCUUUAGCAAUCAGGGGCAGAUGCCUCCUAUGAGCAGCAGCAGUCUAGUUUCCCAAGAGCCCCAGAACCCGUCGCUGCUUUUCUCACAAGCCAGCAUGGUGACGGUAACCCAACAGGUGCACUCAGAGCCCAUGGCCUUAGGUAACCCUAACGAUGCACGUCAGCAAGUGCUAUUCCAGGAACAGCAACCAAUGCAACUUGGAAACGCCACAAACAAUGGGCAAGAGCAGUCCGUGGGGAUCUUCAUGCCUCCGCCAAAUAUGGCCUCUCUGCAAGGCGGGUUGUCUCAGGAGCUUGCGCAGUCGGCCAUGUUUGCUUCACCCAAUGGCGUGGCGAACCUCCAGACGACCACCUCGUCUCCUGUUCAGCAGCCGGGGACUCUGUUUCAGUCUGCAGUCGGUGGGACCAUCAGGCAGCCCAACCAACCUCAGCAACCUGACGUAUUCAUUUUUGGAAUUCACAACGAAUGUGGUCAGAUGAUGAGCGCACCAGGAGACACGGUGUCUGACCAGAUCAUAGCCAUCAGCCAGUCUGGUCAAAACCAAAGAGAGAGUGAGGCCCGCAUUCAGUCGCUGUUCAGCCAGAGUGGCUUGAAAGCCUCCCAGAGCAUGGAGAGGAUUAAUAACCUGGCUAUCAGCCAAGAGCCGGGCAACGCCUUAACCCGUUCAUACUGAUUUCCAGAGAGGAUUUCUCUUUUAUUUCUUCCUUAUUACAGUAACAAAACUGUUUGAGGGGACAAAAUAUUAUUGGAUGAUUAUAAAUGGGAAUGAAUCAUUUGUGUUCUGCCCAUUUAAGAUUAGAAUUGAUCUCAUCUCAAAUUAUUUUUAAAAAAGACAUUUCUUUGAAGAGUAUUCCAAGUGAACUAGAUUUGAGUGGAAUAGAGCUACUGUAUAUAGACGGGAGAUGAUAGCUGUAUGUGCUGUAAUUUUCAAAAUAUUUUCAGGAUGGCGUGGUAGAAGCGAAAGGAAAGAUUGAGCAAUGUGGUAUGAAUAUAAUAUGGUGGGGUUGUGGUUGAAAGGAGCAUAGAAAGUGUAAAGAGAGAAAAAAGGCAGAGAAUGGUGUUUUUUUUUUUAAAUUAAAUAUGAAUGUCGACACAUUUGUGCCUUUACAGUAUAGCAGUCAUCAACAUUAGCCAAAUAUUGCCAGUCCUUCUGUUUUGGCAUGUUUAUAUUUCAUUUUUGUCACAGGAAGGUUGAUGAAACUUAAGUCGAGGAAAUGCACUCUAAUUGGGCUUUUAUUUAUUUGCAUAUUGGAAUACCAGAGAAAAAUCAUCAGGAUGAUGUCCACUGGAAUACAAUGAUGAUCGAAGAUAAAAUAAUCUUUUGUUACUUUGAUUAAAUUACUUGUUUUUCAAGAUUGGUAAAAAAAAAAAAAUAUAUGAACAUAAUGUUCUUUUAGUCCUUUGUUAGUGGUACUAUUCUACUAUCAUGUCUCAAAAUGUAACAUUAGCAAAAGGUAGCACUGAAGGUGAGAUAAGUGAGGAACAUAUGAAGCAAAAGUGUUUCAAAUGAUGUAGUAAACAGAAUGUUUGUAUUAGACUGUGUCUAGCUAUAGUACAAAUAUUGGAAUGUAAACUACUUUCAUUUUGUGUCAUUUGUCCUUUGGAGUUACAUUGAUGCACUCCCUCUGUGUCAGGUACGCAUAACCGAGGAUUAUAUAUCAUAGUUCAGAAAUUUAAUCAUUUGCUUUGUUUUUGUUUUUUUUUGUUUUUUUUUUAAAUCUCUAGGUGUGAAUUUUAACACUCCAGCCUUUUAUGUUCUACAUCAUUUUAAGUCUUUACGAGAAAAGUUAAAGAAAAUAAGGAAGUGGACAAAACUGUCUUAAUUUGUUUGGCUGUAAUGAGCUAAGAAUUUGGAGAAAAUUCUUCCUACUUGAGCCACAGCAGGAAAAAUGUGUUACAUAGAACGGAUAUAAAAACUCUAGACAUCCCAAUUAUAAUACAAAUCAAAUUUUUGUAGUAUUGGAAAAAUCAAACCAAGUUAAAUCAUUUCAAAACUUUCCCCACCUUGAAUUAGGCCUAUAAACUUUACAGCUCAAUCUAUUCGAGAGGGGAAGUAAAAAUCAACAAUCGAGGAAAAAAAGUGUACACACCCUCUUAUAAUCGAGAUAUGGCUGUGUUCAUAAUUAACCAGUCACAUUUACACUCUUCUUAAUUAAACACCCUUUGUAUAAAUCCUGAUGACGGGCCAGUUUUAUGGCCCGUUUGCUUAUUUUAUUUCCCAUAUCUUUCCAUUUGUGUGAUCAAACAGCAACUCGUUUCUUCUCUGUGUUUCGCUUCUGAGUUCUUAUCCUGCUGUUGUUUUUGUUGUUUGUUUGAAUGUUUCAGGGGCUGGUCUCUGUUAACGUAACUAACAAAAGUUCCAUUUGUUUUUGUGUGCAUUUCUUUUAUUGCUGUGUUCCAACACAGUUGUAAUUAUCCACCCGCAAACACGAGUUAGUUAGAUGAUGCUCAAUGUAACCUUUACUAAUGUGAUUAUUGGCGUGACGGUAUGUUGCUUUGAGCAAAGCUGUUUUUAGUGGGAUGUUACUCCAGAAGAACACCGGAUACAUAGCUACGUGUCACUGUCUCUCUUUUAAACUUGUGAAACUGAAGAACUAUAGAGUUUAAUAUUUAUGGUUGUGUUUGUUCAAUUUGUUUCUCCAGUGAGUCUUUUAUGAUUGGUUUAGUCUGGCCUAUGUAUUUAUUUGCGUAGUUGGGUUUAGAUCUUUCAAACUGUGACCGGUGGCAAUUUAUUGUGGUUUGGAGCCCACAUCUGCUGAUCCUCAAUUAGAAACCUGUACUGAGACACAAAAAGGUGUUUAUUUUUAUUUUAUUUUCCAAAUAAAUAAAAAUGACACUUUUAUGUCUAUAUAUACACUCUGGUGAAUUUUGGAAAAGUAAUGUGACACAUUUUUGGGCAAAUGGCACCAAACUUCCAUCUUAUCCUUUAAAAUAGGAAUGACUUUCAGUAUUAUGACUAACACGAACCAAUAAGAUGUUCCGUACAUACUUUGUAUAGAAUGUUUGCAAGCAUCUCACUGAUCUUAAGAUGCACUGAGUGCACAGCUAUUUUUGUAUGUGGGAGAAAGGAUUCAAGUUCUUUGAAACAUUUCUUUCAAUAGAACAAGCUGUAAUGUUUAUUUGACCAGGUUGACUAUAUAAUUUGCUUAAACCUCUUCAAAAUACUAUAACUUCAAAUGCAGUGGUGCCUUGCAAUACAAUAUGGUGGCAGUUAACUCAACUCGUGUCACAAUAAGCAGCACAUGGGCAAGUAGUGAAUAAUUUUUCACAAAUGAAACGGCAAGACUUGAGAUUUGAGUGUUUUAUGUUACGAGCAUGGUCACGGAACCGAUUGAACUCAUCGCAAGGCACCACUGCUAGAUACCGUACUGUAAAUAAAUGUGCCUGUCAUAGACUGUAUUUUGCUCCUAUAACACCCAGCUUGCUUUCCAAGUCAAGACACUUUAAAUGUGUUAAUAAUGCUCUAGAGCAGGGAUGUGAUAGAUGAAUUUUGUUCUGAAAUGUCUGUCAUGCAUUGCACCCAUUUGUACUGAAGUAUCCAAUGCAUUUAUGUGGACGUGGAUGCACAUGAUUUCUGAAACUGCUAUGCAGCGAAACUGUAAAUGUAGAUCCGUUACGUUUUUGAAUAUAUAUUUUUCUAUGCAUCCGCUCAGUUUUUAACUACGACCCAUUAUUUAAGCUUGUUGGGCUUUGUCUCUGAUGCUUUGCUUGAUUGCCUAAUGUGUUUGAUGCCUUUGUGUCGUUGAGGUACCAGGACCAGGAAAAAUCAGCACAUUUCAUUUUAAAUUUUGGGGGGGGUCUGAUAAUCACAUUUCAUUGUUAAUCAUAGUGGGAAAAGUGCUUCUGAAUAAUUUGUUGUGUGUCUGACAGUUUCGCCUUAAAAUUCUCCCAGCACAAUUGACACUCACCUACAGUUCAUGUUUUAUAAUCCAGCAUAUAUAAAGUGAAAAUUUCUUUUAGGUGUCAACCAUGUGAACAACCGUCAUAUAAAUAUUGACUUAAAAAACAUGUUCAGCCUUUGUUGGGAUUCAUUUUUCUGUAAACCUGCUGCUAUCUAUAUUAAACAUAUACAAGAGAAA
Messenger RNA from Syngnathus acus (greater pipefish), 7494 nucleotides. RefSeq names its product nuclear factor of activated T cells 5b (gene nfat5b). The record is from RefSeq and is a predicted model, not a curated record. The transcript is spliced from 14 exons. Bases 432 to 4088 code for a protein of 1218 amino acids. Lineage: Eukaryota; Metazoa; Chordata; Actinopteri; Syngnathiformes; Syngnathidae. Gene Ontology annotation, biological process: regulation of transcription by RNA polymerase II; cytokine production; calcineurin-NFAT signaling cascade. Gene Ontology annotation, cellular component: transcription regulator complex. Gene Ontology annotation, molecular function: transcription factor binding; DNA-binding transcription factor activity, RNA polymerase II-specific; RNA polymerase II cis-regulatory region sequence-specific DNA binding.